CGCAUGCGCAGAGCGCUGUUUCCGUCUCCCGCGGUGAUUGGCAGGCGGUGUUCUGCGCAGGCGCAGUCCGUUCUCCCGGCUCGGGGGCCUUGGCGCCAUUGGCAGACAGUGUGCGGCUGUGAGGAGCGCGGGCAGGUCACGUGUCGCUGGCUGGAGCCGGAGAUAGCACACGGUGGGGGGUAUUAUCUGCCCGGCUUGGGGGCAGAACCGAGACCCCCCCCCCCUACACUGCGAGUCUGACAGCACCGGGGCCCCCAGGGGACACACCGCUCUGCCGGCAUGAAGGGGUGAGAUAUGGGGGGCCGGGGGGGGGGAGGCAGGGGGGUACACUGUGACACAAAUACACACUGACACACCGCUCUGCCGGCAUGAAGGGGUGAGAUAUGGGGGGCCGGGGGGGGGGAGGCAGGGGGGUACACUGUGACACAAAUACACACUGACACACCGCUCUGCCCGGCAUGAAGGGGUGAGAUAUGGGGGGCAGGGGGGUACACUGUGACACACAGUUCUGCCGGCAUGAAGGGGUGAGAUAUAAUCCGGGGGGCCGGGGGAGAUAUAAUGGGGGGAGAGAGACACUGUGACACACACUGACACACCGCUCUGCCGGCAUGAAGGGGUGAGAUGUAAUUCGGGGGGUGAGAUAUAAUGGGGGGGCAGGGGCCAGGGGGGUACACUGUGACACAAAUACACACUGACACACAUCUCUGGAGAGGGGACACACUGUGACACAAAUACACACACUGUGACACAAAUACACACACUGUGACACAAAUACACACACUGUGACACACGCACUGUGACACAAAUACACACACUGACACACAGCUCUGCAGGCAUGAAGGGGUGAGAUAUGGGGGCCAGGGGGAGAGGGGACACAAUGUGACACAAAUACACACACUGACACACACAGUGAUUCAAAUACACACACUGUGACACACACAGUGAUGUGACACAAAUACACACACUGACACACAGCUCUGCAGGCAUGAAGGGGUGAGAUAUCAUGGGGGCCAGGGGGAGAGGGGACACAAUGUGACACAAAUACACACACUGACACACACAGUGAUUCAAAUACACACUGACACACACACAGUGAUGAAAUGCACACCGACACACACGAUGUGACUCAAAUGCACACCGACACACACGAUGUGACACAAAUGCACACCGACACACACGAUGUGACACAAAUGCACACCGACACACACGAUGUGACACAAAUGCACACCGACGCACACACGAUGUGACACAAAUGCACACCGACGCACACACGAUGUGACACAAAUGCACACCGACGCACACACGAUGUGACACACACACUGAUACCCUGUGAUACAACUACACACACUCAAUGUGACACAAAUGCACACUGACACACACACACACACAAUGUGACACACACACACUGAUACCCUGUGAUACAACUACACACACUGACUGUGAUACAAAUACACUGUGAUACACUGACACACUGUGACACUACACACACUGACACAACUACACUGUGAUACACUGACACACUGUGACACUACACACACUGACACAACUACAUUGUGAUACACUGACACACUGUGACACUACACACACUGACACAACUACAUUGUGAUACACUGACACACUGUGACACUACACACACUGACACAACUACAUUGUGAUACACUGACACACUGUGACACUACACACACUGACACAACUACAUUGUGAUACACUGACACACUGUGACACUACACACACUGACACAACUAUACACUGAUGCACAACUAACUAUACACUGACACACUUAUACACUGAUGCACAACUAACUAUACACAAAUACACACACUGACACUGUGACAACUACAUACUGACACAACUACACACAAUGAGUCUGAUGCAAAAAAUUAAGAGCCCGACAAAACUGCAGAGUGACACAAUUAAACACUGAUACAACCUCUCCCUGACUAACCCAGCCUUACACAAAGAAAGAACUACACUCUAAAAUGCUGAUGUAACCUUUCACUGACAGAAGCGCGCACACACGGAAACAAACUUGUGCUGACACUAGUGCAACCUCUCCCUGAUAGCUGUACGCCGCGACCGCGCUGCCGCCUAGCACGCCGCGACCUCGCUGCGCCCUGACGCCUAGCACGCCGCGAUGGGCCUACACACAGCAGCACUCUGACAUCAUCUUACAGUUUUUGACAGCUUCUUGUUAUUGCAGGAGAUUUAUUAAAUAUGAAUAUGCUUUACUGAACACUUUGGUAAAUAUCAACUUAAAGGACCACUAUAGUGCCAGGAAAACAUACUCGUUUUCCUGGCACUAUAGUGCCCUGAGGGUGCCCCCACCCUCAGGGACCCCCUCCCGCCCGGCUCUGGAAGGGGGAAAGGGGUUGAAACUUACCUUUUUCCAGCGCUGGGUGGGGAGCUCUCUGCCUCCUCUCCUCCUCCUGGGCUGAAUGCGCACGCGUGGCAAGAGCUGCGCGCGCAUUCAGCCCGUUGCAUAGGAAAGCAUUUACAGUGCUUUCCUAUGGACGCUUGCGUGCUCUCACUCUGAAAAUCACAGUGAGAAGCACGCAAGCGCCUCUAGUGGCUGUCAAUGAGACAGCCACUAGAGGAUUAGAGGGAAGGCUUAACCUAUUCAUAAACAUAGCAGUUUCUCUGAAACUGCUAUGUUUAUAAAAAAAAUGGGUUAACCCUAGAAGGACCUGGCACCCAGACCACUUCAUUAAGCUGAAGUGGUCUGGGUGCCUAGAGUGGUCCUUUAAUGUUUCAUUCUCAAAUUGUAAUUGGGUUUUCCAUUGAUAGUAAGAUUGGCUUUGUUUAAUUACAUUCCUGCUCGUUUAUGCUGUGGUUGUGUAACUAUUUUAUGAGUUCUUAAGAUGUACCUCUUUCUGGUUCAUAGAAAGAAGUGGGUUUGUAGAUUUUGUUUCCCAGGGAUAUGCGGCUGAUAGUGUUUAAUUUUUUUCUUCCAAAUUUGGUUAAAUCCCUAGUACACCAUGCGCUUAUACAAGGGGCCAUUUUGGGCAGUCAGCAACAUGGCUUGGCUAGUAAUAGAGGUAAGAGGAAAAGUCACUUAGAGGUUGAAUUGUAGAUUGAAAAGUGUUAGUCUGGCAUAUAUGACCCAGAAAUGGUUGGAAAAUAGUAAUCAUUUCUACUGGUGUUUUGAUGGAUUCAUUUAGACCAGAAUUGCUGUCAGUUGUCUCAAUGUAUAGUUCAACAAAAUUGCACCUGAAUGAGUCAGUCAUCUGUAGUGAGAUUCACUGUAGCAGAGCUCAUGGUGCUGCUGUUUCUACUUGUUUUAUAUAGUUUUUGUUUUGAGAUUGAGACCUGGGUGUAUGAACUCUGAUCCAUUCGUGUGGAUUGUGGUCUUCCAUUUGUCCCAGUGGAAUCUUUUUGCCAGUCGCUAAAUUCUAAAUUGAAAACUUGUGUUUUUAAUAUUUUAGUUAAAUUCCUUAGUUUUGCUAGUUUGAUCUAAAGUUGUGGUUUUGGCAGGAGGCGGGAGGUUGGGUGGUGUGAUGGUAUAGUUUUUAUACAGUAUACACUUCGUAUGCUGGUUGAAUGUGUAUCAAUGAUGUAAUACCAUCUCUCUGUGCAUUUGUAUAGCUCGUACUUGGAAUGGAGAACUUGUUCAUAUUUUGAGGGGAGGGAUCCGUGCUCACAACUGUGCUGUGUGCAUUGUGUAAAUAUUUCUAAAAUUACCAUGAAACGCUAACUUCCACUGAUUUUAUAUCUUGGCUAUUGCUAUACAUUUCUGCCGUUUGGUUUUCUAUUUUCAUUUUGGCACAUUGUGGAGUUUGAGUAAACCCUCCUUGUGUGUUAUAUAAAGUAACAUAAGCCACUGAUUUUAUAUAUUUUAUUAUUUAAGGCAGGCUCUAAGCACUGUAACUACUGCAGCCUGCUCUAGUGGCUAUGGUACAUUUGCAGAUAGUUUGACAACUUACAUGGGGGCCACUGGCUGCCUGUUACCUCAUGUUCUUCUGCUAGAUGCUUCCUGCAUUCAGCUAAGCCUGACAGGGCAUGCCUAGGAUCAUUGGUGCUCAUGCUCAACUCAUUCUCUCAGGCAAUAAGCUGUCUGAUAGGGCCUAGCUCAGUAACUUAAGCUCAUUGACUUCAGCAGAGGUUCUGACCAACACUUUGAAAGAGCGAAGAGCAUUAAAGCCCAGACGGUGCACCGACCCCCUCCUCUUGUACAACUGGAAGCUCUCUGCACUGAACUAGCUGGCAGUGUAGGGCUUGGCUCAUGGUCUGAGAGCACACUGAGCUAGCCCUGCAUAGCACGUCUUAGCUUAGUGGCGCUAAUGCAAGCUCCUAGCACUUCCAACUUCGGAGGGCACAAAAACAACUAUAGAUUUAAUGAAGCAGUUUUGGUGUAUAGUUCAUGCCCUUGUAGUUUCACUACUCAAUUCUCUGCCAAUAAGGAGAUAAAUCACUUUGUUUAUACAGCCCUAGUCACACCUCCCUGCAUGUGACUUGCACAGCCUGCCUAAACACUUCCUGAAAAGAAAGAUAUAUUCUAGGUUCCUUUAUUGCACAGCCUGGGUUUAAUCUAUUUCGUAUCCACUACUCAAUUAAUGACCUUGUAGAGCCUGCAGAAAACUUACAGCGCAAGACAUAAGAACUUCUAACGCAAGUUAACAUCUGAAAAUGAAACCCUUUUUUUUUUCUUUUUCAUGCAGGCUGUGAGAGUCACAGCCAGGGCAGGGGUGGCUAGGGCUGCAUAAACAGAAACAAAAGUGAUUUAACUCCUAAAUGGCAGAGAAUUGAUCACUGAGACUGUAUGGCGUGAUCUAUACACCAUAUCUGCAUGAUUGAAGGGAUUCUAUAGUGUUAGUAAUGCAAAGCCCCCCUAGCUUGAGCUUUAUCUGAAAAGUGAUAGAAUAGAGAUUAUAUGCUUACAAUUUUAUGAGCCUAUUGUACGAUAUGGCUCUGAACAUAAAGAUCUCUGUGCCUUUUGGUGGCAACAAGACCUCUUCUGAUACCCAGUCAAAUUCUUCCAAUAAAGUGCAUAAAUUACAUGGGAGAGCAAUUUUGUGUUAAAGAUGUCUAUAGUAUCCCUUUAAUGGUGCUUGGAGUGUUUUUAUUUUAUAAGAUGUUUUUUAAUCAAUCAAUAUUGUCCCUCUGGCUUAUUUCAUAAAGGUGCAGAUGUCAAAAGAAAUUGUCACUUUUUUUUUUUUUCAUAAAUCCUAUUAGUAACACAUUCUAGCUGUCAAGCAGACAGCUGGGAGAGUUUCUUGCCUGACUCACUUUGAACUGUAGUUAAAUAUGCAAGUGAGUACUUAAAGAGAAUUGUCAGCGCUUCUCUUAGUAAAGAGUAGUAGGCAAAUUGUGGCAUUUGCCUGCAUGCACUUGGUGUCACAAUGCAUCUCUACUAUAAAACUUCUAAUUGGGCUCAAGUCAUGAGAAUUGAUGAAUUCCCAUUGGGUGGAUCGGUAAAGCAGUGAGGAGACUUUGUGCUACAAUAGGUUAGUUUAAUAAUAGCUUUUAGAUCUGAAAUAGAGGGGAGUGGGGUAAUUGAAAGCACACCUUAUUUUAAAAAAUAAAGUAUAUAUGUGUUUAUGUAUUAAAGGGACACUCCAGGCACCCAGACCACUUCUGCCCAUUGGAGUGGUCUGGGUGCCAACUCCCACUACCCUUAACCCUGCAUGUGUAAUUAUUGCAGUUUUCAUAAACUGCAAUAAUUACCUUGCAGGGUUAACUCCUCCUCUAGUGGCUGUCUACUAGACACCCACUAGAGGUCACUUCCGUGAUUAUAGCACAUGAAAACUGUACUAUAACGUCGCUGGAUGUUCUAACGCUAUGUGAGGACCUCCAGCAUCGCUGAAAUCCCCAUAGGAAAGCAUUGAAAGCAUUCUUCAAUGCUUUCCUAUGGGAAGGUCUAGUGCCGGCGGUCUAAAUUAGUGAUAAUUACCAAACCAUUCCGUAUGGCAGCUUGUUACCAAAUCUACCUUUCUUUCAUGAUGAUGUGUGAUUCUUUGGCAGUGUAGAACUUUAUUUAAAAAGCAUGCACAUCUGCUGUUGUACUGUAUAAAAAGGUCUCCCCUGCCGGAUGACGUCAGUGGGGGAGGAGCAUGGGCGGACCCUGACCCAGCGCCGAGGGACAUUGGCGCUGGAUACAGGUAAGUCACUGAAGGGGUUUUAACCCCUUCAGCAACAUGAGAUGGGGGAUGGGAGGGAGAGGGGACCUGCAUUUUUGGUUUUGUACUUUUGCUUAAGAAUGAGUUUCAAUAUUCAAACUUUUUUUUUUUUUUUCUCCUUGAGCAGUUCCUUAGUUUUUUGAAAAUGUCUCCUCAAUUACCGCAGACUCCCAUGUCCUGUUAAUGUUCUAAAUUAGUGAUAAUUACCAAACCAUUCCGUAUGGCAGCUUGUUACCAAAUCUACCUUUCUUUCAUGAUGAUGUGUGAUUCUUUGGCAGUGUAGAACUUUAUUUAAAAAGCAUGCACAUCUGCUGUUGUACUGUAUAAAAAGAACACCCAGUAUUUAGCUGUCGGUGUUAGAAAAGUGAGUCAACCAAGAGUUAGUAUAUAGUAUAUAGUGGGAGCAACAGGUAGCACAUAUGAUAAAGACGCCCAAAGUUAGAGCCCAGCUGUCACAUAUUUUGCUCAUCAUGGGUGUGUUAGGAUGCACAAAGUCCCAACAUGCAGUACCUAAGUAAACAGCUAAACUAAACUUAAUAAUUAAGCGUAUUAUCGGUUUUGCCGAUAUUUGGUAUUUUUGGCAGUAUCGAUAGGCCAAUACCGAUAUUGCUGAUAAUACAUACCAGGUCCUCCGGGCCUAUUACAAGGCGGUCUUAGGGGGGCCUGCAGCAAGCGGUUACUUACAUACCCAGCAGCUCCCUGUGUAAAUCUUGCGAGUCCUGCGGCUGUCAGCAUUGCCACGGGUUACCAUGGCAACGCUCCGCGCGGUACGCAGGCUGCAAGAUUUACACAGAGACAUGAAGGGAGCUGCUGGGAAGGUACAUGCUAUAUCCCCCCUCCUUGGCCAAGUAACAAGCAGAGAGGGGGGACUAAAAUAAAUAAAUAAAUAAAAACAUUAUUAAAAUAAAAAAUGCCUCCCCUCCCGCCCAUUUUACACAAAUUACAUCCCUUCACAAACCUACACACACUGCAUUCAUUAUGCACACACAUUCUGCAUUAUGUACACACUACACAAACACAUACACACACUCUGCAUUCAUUAUACACACACUACACAAACACACAGCAUGGAUUCACUAUACACACACUACACAAACACAGUCUGCAUUCAUUAUAUACACACACUGCAUUCAUUAUAUACACAUUCUGCAUUAUAUACACACACACACUGCAUUCACUAUAUACACACUACACACACACACACACACUCUGCAUUCACUAUAUACACUCUGCAUUCACUAUAUACACUCUGCAUUCACUAUAUACACACUCACACACACACACUCUGCAUUCACUAUAUACACACUACACACACACACACACUCUGCAUUCACUAUAUACACACUACACACACACACACACUCUGCAUUCACUAUAUACACACUACACACACACACACUCUGCAUUCACUAUAUACACACACUACACACACACACUCUGCAUUCACUAUAUACACACUCUGCAUUCACUAUAUACACACUCUGCAUUCACUAUACACACACUCUGCAUUCACUAUAUACACACUCUGCAUUCACUAUAUACACACACAUACACACAGCUCCCCUGUCUAAACACACUGCAUCCAUUACAUUUGGCAUGCAUAUUUUGUGCAUUUACCUUUAGAAAUAGUUUAUUUUUUCAAAAUGGUAAAUGUUCAGAAUAUCGGUAAGUUAUCGGCUAUCGGCCUAAAAAUCCACCGAUUAUCGGUAUCGGCUCUAAAAAAACAAUGUCGGUCGAUCCCUAUUACCGGCCUUAGUGCCAUAUAGAAUAGUAAUAAGACUAGAAGAAGUCAGGGAUACUGAAUGAGACCAGGUGUGAUAUGACAAGCCAAAGUAUACGGAAAAAAGAAUAGUCAUAAAAAAGCUGAAAUCAGAAUGGCAAGCAGCAUAGACUUUUGGCUUCUGGUGAACUCUCAGCACCACUGUGUGCCCCUUCACCAAGGUACUGCUGGCGGCAUUACUGCAAAGACCAUUGUGCUGUGAACAGAAGUUCCAUGUGUGAAGAAGAACACUUCUUUAAGUCACCUUGCUCUGUGCAGGUCGUGAAGCCCUAGCACCAUGUUUCUGUCUAUAUAUUCUUCCUACUAUAUAGGUUCACCUUAGAGCAAGAAAGUGGACCAUAUUUCUCAGAUUUCACUUCCUACAUCUAUUCCCAUUGGCAGAAGGCUUGGAGACUAGUGUGUUGCAUUGACCUGCAACCUACACAGACCUCUGGCAAUUAGUGCAAUGUAACAUGCAGUGCUACUGCUAUGACCAGCUUGAGAGCUGAAAGCCUUUAUGAAACAUUGAAAUGUAGAUACUGAGCUCUGCCCACUGUGUUUUACGUGCUUAUUAUUCAGGUACAAUGUUUCUUGCAAACUUGGAAAGUCAUAAACUAGUGAAGGUUGAACUUUGGCAUGUGGCUUCAUGACAGCUGUAGUCCAUUUGACAACUGUAGUCCAUAUCAGUUACUGAUAAAAACAUUCGUUAAGACAUGGGAGAAAAAUAUCAAACCUUUAAAUAUGAUUGGGAAUGCAUGUUGAAAGAUUUUUUUUUUUUUUUUUGAGAAUCUUUAUUUGUAGAAUAGUUUUGCAGAAGAAUAAAACUUAAAUGAGUACAAAGGGAGGAGAGUAAGCAUGCAGGCCUCAUCAUUUAGUUUGAUGAAUACGUGCUUACAAAUUCUUUGGUAAACAUUCCAAUGCUAGUCAGCUCAGCUAUUAUAUUAUCGGUUACAAUAGACAUAGCUGAGGAAUCAGAACAUUGCAAGAACAUUGUGAUCCACGGCAGCCAUGCCUCUGCGUGUUUACUCCCUGUCAGACAGGCAUGAAACGCCUCUGCUCCCUGAAUGUCCUCGCCGGGGAUGUGUUGUAGAAUUGAUUUCUUGUAUAGUGAUACAGGUUGUGAUGAAAUAUGCAGAAGUGCCAGUUCAGCCGACCAAUCGGUCAUGCCCCCCAAAAUCUGUCACUUUAUCCCUAACCAUCUCCCAAAAUGGGAAAAUGUCACAACAUUCCCACCAGAUGUAUCCCCCUCUCCACUUGGCAUCUCCAGCAUGUUGCAGGGAUCGUCGGGAAGAUUCUAUGGAGUAGGGCCUGUGUUUUAUACCACAGAGAGAUUAGUUCAUAUUUCAUCUGUUAAUGCGAACGAAUGGAGCUCUUAUGUUGCCAUGUCAAAGCUUUGUCCCAUUGUUUAGUGGAAAAGGUUGUGCCCGAGAGUUCUUCCCAUUGCUUGGAAAAGGUGCUGUUCGUUGUCUGGUGCCCGACUAAGAGAUCCUGGUAGAGUGUGAAAACUGCCCUAUCAAGUGUGGUACCCUAAUCACAGAUACAUUCAAACCAGAUUAGUUCUCUGUGUAACCGGUCUUUUUGAGGACGUGAAUGAUAGUAAUGCUUCAGUUGCAUGUAUCGGAGGGGGGCCAGAGGAGUUUGUGAUCUACCCUCCAACAGCAAGUCCAGGCUAUGUAUCGCCCCAUCGUGUAAGGCACUAUGGAUGGGGAUGUAUUCCCAUCCCACAAGAAGGGCCAGGCUCUCGGUGGGCGUCCCCCUCCCAAUAUGCUAUUGUGAGUAAAGGACUAGGCAUGGGCAAGACGUGUGGUUGUUCCCUCAUCGACCUCCAGCUGCUCUGGUCCUGCUCCGUCCCUGCACUCCAACUCUCCAGAAACCUCCUGCAUGACCGCGGCCUGAUGGUACUUUUUAAAGUUGGGCAACGCCAGGCCACCAUUGUCUCUAGGUAGACAGAGUAAGUCGUGUCGUAGUCUUAAUCUUCCCCAUGCCACACGUAUCGAAUGACCCCUGAUUUUAAGGAGUAGAAAAAGGAUACUGGUAAAGCCAGCGGGAUGGUCUGAAGGAGAUAAAGGACCUGUGAGAGUAUAUUCAUUUUGAUCACUGCUAUUCGCCCACACGUGGGUAUGCCCAUUUGUCUAGGUCUGCCAGCAGCAUCUUCAGCAGGGGAAUGAAGUGAUGUUGGUAAAUGUCUCGCGGCUCUGAGGUUACCCAAAUUCCAUGAUACUUAAUUUUGCCAAAGCACCAGUGGAACGGGAACAGUGGAUCCAGGGCAGUAUAUUCCUCGGCAGGGAGUGUUAUGUUCAGCACUUCACAUUUUGAUACAAAUACAAAAAAAAAGUCCUGCACUCAAACUCCCAUUACUCCUGGGUGGCAGCAACGAGCAUAGUACACAUCAGCCCAAAUACAGUAAAAAAAAAAAAAAACAACGAAAAUUACCUGCCUUGACGUGGCAGGUGUGCAUACUGUGACGAAGUGCCCUUCGCCACUUGGUCCUGGAGUGGCCUACUUGCCAGCCUCUUGCCCUGUGAUUAUGGCCCUGGGGUGUAUGGCCCUUUAAAAACAGUAUAUGGGCAUAUGAAGACUUUUUGUGACAAUGUCCCUUUAAAACUGUGUCCCCAGACUGUUAAACUACUUUGUGCAUGUCUUUUUCCUAUUUGGUUCGGUAAAUGGGGCUUACCGAACCAAUUACCGACCAGGCAGACCACACAAGUGGAAGUGUGCAGCUAAUUUACCUCCCAGGCUGGCGGUUAACCGCAGGCUAAUUGCCGACCGCUGGGUGGCCUCCGUUCGUGCAGUCGAACACAUGGCGGCGGCCAUCUUUAUUUAGUCGAACGCGGUCAGUGGUGUGUGCCGUCAAAUUAAUGGAACUAAAAUCUACUACAAAACGUCACGAACACCGCUGAAGUUUUACCUUCCCUGGAACUAAUGCAUUCGACAAUUCGAACGCCGUUCGACAGUUCAUUCGACAAUUCGAAUGGUUGUCGUUCAUCUGUUUGAACUGACUUUAACAUGGGAAAUAGACCGGCCGCACAGCCUGAUUCUCUGGAACUGUUUUGGGCAGGAAAGCAUGCUUGCGGUCGGUCAUAAAGGACUUCCAGGUAACUUUUUAACCACUGGCGGGAAUUGUUUGAUUUUUGGGUAUGUUUGUAUUUGAAGUAUGCUGAUUAAUAAUAUGUAACUUUUAUGGAGAUUGGAUAUUUUGAGUUAUGAAUAUUGUAUAAAACUGUGUAUUUUCCUGCCUGUGAUAAUUAUGUUAACCCAUUGUGUACAGUAAUUAUAUCACAGGCAGAGGGGAGGAUUUUGCUGGAAUGAAUGGGAGUGUUUAACUGUAUUGUACGUGUUUGGCUAUGCCACAAAACCAUGUGGGUGGUAACAUUGUGUAAAAAGUUGCAUAUAAGUGCCAAUAAACCCUGAGACUGCUGAGCUCCUGUUUUACCCUCAACAUAGUCUCAUCUCGUGUGGGGGGGGCGGGGGGGGGGGGGAAAGGCUGCAUUUACACUGGGGGAUUGCUAUACUCUACAUACUCCCCUCGCUAUAAUCACUAAGCUCUUUUAAGAGCUUGUUGCUGCUUCACUCUCUGAAGGAAGAGAGGUUUGGUCGGCAGUGCUUAUGGUGUCUGGAGGAGUGCUUGGAGCCCUCAGGAAGCACUAGGAGCAUCCAUCAAUGGAGGUACUCGGUUGGAGUACUGGAGCUCCGUUACACAUACCCUCUCAUGGCCAUUGGAGGUAACUAAAAACCUCCAUUUCUUUAAAUAUACAUAGGGAUUUGGGAAAGAGCUCAGGUAACUUUUUUUCAUUUGGUUUUCACUUUUUGAUAGGUUGAGUUUAAAACCAGAGAUUCUGCUGAAUUGUUCAAAUUCUUAGGAGGCAGGGCAUCGUGGUCCGAGGAUUAGCAAUGGGGAAAAAAAGGUUGUCCGCAUAGGCAGGCAGCGUAUUGGGUCCCUCCUCCAGUGAGCAUGGUCUUAAUGCUCUGUGGGCCCGUUCGAAUUCAAAGCGCUGGGGAGCUUCAUUCUGCAGCAGGAGCCGGAAUAGUCCCGACAGUACCUCUUCAACAUUCUCCUAUCACUCAGCCUCCGGUAUGCCGCGUAUCUGGACGUUGCACCAGCGGCCAAUAUUAUCCAGGUCCUCCAGUGUCUCAGCAUAGUCAGGAUAAUUUUACCGUGUCGGGAGACUGCUGUCUGUUGCCGCAAUCCUGGUAGACUGGGCCUCAACCGAGUGCUCCAGUGCCUUGAUGCAGCCUGCUUGGGCGGUUACCUCUGUCCGGAUGCCCGCCAUCUCCGCCUGCAGGGUGUCCUGCAUUGUGAUAGUGAGAAUCUGGAGGUCAGCCUUGGUAGCCAUGGAAGCUGCCAUGUUCUGCAGAUUUUCCCCAAUUCUGUUCUGCGUGGUGUUCUCUGAUCCUGCCAGGGAGACCGGGGAUAUCGGCACCGUCCCCGAGCUAUCGGCCUCUCCACCAGCUCCAUGCUGGGACUGCAGAAAGCCAUCCAUUGGUUCUUGCUGUUUUCUCGUUUGUGGCCCCCCGCGGCCUGGGGGGUUCUAGGCAACGGUUGUGACCCAUUUGCAGGUUGUGGCUAAUUAUCAAUCGCUUUGUAGGGGAUUAGUGGAGCGGAGCACUUGGUUUCUGCAGCCAUCUUGGUCAGACCCGAAGUCCCGCCCCGCAUUUUGAAAGAUUGACAUUUUUAAAAUUAUAUCUGUAGGCAUCAAGAGAAUCAUAGAUCAACACUAAAUAAUGCCCAGGGAAACCAGACUUGGUCAUACUCUUUUAGCCUAUUUAUCUUUUUGAACUGUUUCCAUAGAAUACUGGCAAUUGAUCUGCAUAAUUUCAGUAUUACUCUGUAAAAAAUUUGCCCUCCAGUAACGUGCUAAGCAGAUUUUCACAGCCGUCAUGAUCUUUAUAAGCAAUGACAUAUUCGGUUUAGGUGGAAAAGAAACUGUUGAGCAUCUAUAGUGACCAGCUUCUUCUAAACAAUUUCUAUGAUCUUGGUUACCAUUUAUUUUAUGUUUUGUAAAUUGCUACUCCUCCACCGUAUAUGUAUAAAUGAACGCUAACAAUCCAAAAUAUUGCUGGUGGUGUAGUGUCUAAAUAGACACUACACCACCAGCAAUAUUUUGGAUUGUUAGCGUUCAUUUUAUAUAGAAUUUGAGGGACUAUACUAUCUAUGGAGGAUUGUAGUUGGGUUUUAAAAGUUGGCACAGUUUAUUGCUUUUUAAAAUCUGGAAGAGUUAAACAAUUUCUAAUGAAUAGCUCAACCCAAUAUCUGUCUCCAUAGCUAUUGAGCGUUCUAAUGCUCUUAGCUGUAUGUAUACAGGUGUUAGAAAAUGUAAUAGAACUGUUGCGCUGGCAAAAUUUCCAUCCCCCACCAGCCAGUUCUCUGCAUAGACCUGUAUGCCAGCGACAGAUGUUUAUCCCAAUAAUUGCUUGAUGUAAGUAAUUGCUUGAUGUAAGUGUCAAACUGUUCAGAAAUGGUUUGACUGCUUACAGUGUGUGUCAGUUAGCAUUAGAGCUCUGUAGUGGUUGCAGUGCUUAGAGCACCCCAAGUCACCAUCAGAUCACAACUUAUUAAGUGUGUAAACUAUGCUUUUCUCAGAAAUUGCAUGCCCCUAAAUCAUGUAUUUAAAAUUUUGGUGCUUAGCCUUAGACUAACCCCAUAAAAUAUCCAUGUUAGAUUCAAUACUGAGCUCUUUAUUGCACACCCCACUGACCUAUAUGGAGAAAUUGCUGUUGAAUUAAUACUUUUUGAAAAGGCAGCGUUUACAUUAAAAAGCUUGCAGUGGGGGCGGAGCUAGCCGGAGAACGAGACGGUCGCAUGCAUCAGAGCUCCGUGUCUCAGCCGGAGAAAUUGAGUUGUUAAACGGGGGUAACGAACCUCAAAGCGGACACUCACCUCGGCAGCAUAACACAGAUCGCUAUGGGCAAAAAAGCGAAGAAAACGAGGGCAGACAAAGCCCCUACAAACCGGAGGACUUCACAGCCGACCUAGGCAAGGGAGCCACUGCGAGCAAAACAUCAGAACCAGUCAAGGCACUACCAAAACCAGGUGACCCAGUAACAGCAGACCUGCUCCAAAAGAUGCUGGAAGAACUGAGCAAAAAUAUAGCCGCCGACAUGGCCUAUAAUAAAACAGCCAUUGAAUCAGCAGCCUCCAAAAUAACAAAGCUUGAGGCCACUUCCAGCACUCAAGGCUGACAGCUGUGGAACAAUAACUAGCCGAUUUACAACACCAACAAACCAACACCACGAGCAGAAUUGACGCCAUGGAAGACCAACGCAGGAGAUAUAAUGUAAAGGUCAGAGGUAUACCUGACUCCGUGGGGUUAAGAGGCACCACACUUUAUUAGACGCCUACUGGCGACUAUACUGCCGCCUAAGAAAACUAAAUCUAUACAAAUUGAUGGAAUGUUUAGGCUGCCAAAACCAGCAAGGGCUCCAGCGACCGCAUCUAUGGAUCUAAUCAUGCGAUUCUAGUCGCUUCAACAAAAGGCACUGAUUCUCGCAGCACUCCGGGGAAAAACCCCGCUACUCUUUGAAGAUGCUACGCUGUCUAUCUUCCCAGACUUAACAAGGAAUACCCUAGCCUGGAGAAAAGGAAUGCAACCCUGCCUGCAACAUCUGCGGAACAAGGACAUACCUUACAAAUGGGGAACCCCACGAGCACUCCUUUUUUUCUCAUGGAGGGACUGCCCACAGAGUACACAGCGCCCAAUACCUAGAAGCCCCGUUGACCACUUUGGGCAUUCUGACGAACCUGGCCAAUGUACAGGAAUUCACGCCCAGACAAGCUAGGAAGACGCAAGGGCCUAACGCACCACCAUGAGAGACUUAUCGCAUAGGCGACACAAUGCCUACUCCUGCUAGGGGAUUGACUUUACUCUGUCUGCUGUUACCUUACCUCACAGUUAAUCACCCCACGCCAAGUUCUAGUUAACCACACACCACUCCUUCGUAGCGACACCUCACAUAUCAUACCUUACCAGGUACCCAACUUAGUUGCAACACGCAUGGCCACAUUGGUGAGACAUCAGCCAGACGCGGAGUUAAAACAAAUGAUAAUGCUCUGAAUUCCCCCCCCCCCCCACCACUGACACACCAGAGUCAUAACUCAAGGCAGCCACAGCCGACGGGAAUGUUCUCUUCAGUGGAACACGAACCACCACAUAACACCAGAUAGCCAUAUCGAUAUAGACCACUGAGGUCACCCGAGUUACCUACCUAAUUGUAAUCAAAAAUUAUCUAAAAUGUUCAUGCUGCGUACUGUACUAUUUAUCGUGCAUUGCCUUAUGUAUGGAACGGACGAUUAUGCUUCAAAUGUUUGAAUGUCAACCCUGACACUUGUGCAGCGUGACACAAAAAUAAAGAAUAAAAAAAAAAAAAGCUUGCAGGGUUAUGCUAUAGACACCAGAACUACUAUAUUAAGCUGUGGUGGUUCUGGUGACUAGAACGUUUCUUUUUAUUGGAAUUUUUUUUUUAGUAAUACCGCCCUCUAGUUAGGAUCUUCGUGCUCCCAGACCUGGGGUUGGCUGUCUCCACUGCAACUGUUAUAACAAAGAUGUUGUCCAGGCACUCGGGAUUCAAUUCAAUAGCAGAUUUAUUAGAAACAAGUGCAACGUUUUCGAUCUCAGAGAAGCUUGAGAAAGAUCUGAGAUCGAAACGUUGCACUUGUCUCUAAUAAAUCUGCUGUUGAAUUGAAUCAGAAACGAGGCUCCUGCUGGGUCUAUGAGCUUAUUAAUAGAGCAGGAGAUAGGAAUUUCUAGAAUAUACGGCAUGUGCAGUAUAGAAAUCUUGAAUAUCUACGUUCCUUUUCAGGAAGUGUUUAGGCAGGCUGUGUAAGUCACAUGCAGGAGGUAUGACUAGGGUUAUAUAAACAAAGUGAUUUAAAUCCUAAAUAGCAGAGAAUUGAGCAGUGAGACUGCAGGGGCAUGAUCAAUACACCAAAACUGCUUCAUUAAGCUAAAGUUGUUUUGGUGCAUUUAGUGUCUCAUAUAAAUUCGUAGCCUGGAUCAAUACUUGUUGAUUGUCCCCAUAAGCACCGCACUUUUGAUAAGCAUUUGUCGGAUAUAGUCUAUCCGUGACAGCUUUGAGCCUAGGGUGUAUGUUUGUUAAACUCUGCAAUGAUAGCUGUAAAUAUAGCUCUAGCUCCGCGGACAGAUCAACACUAGGAUUUAUUUCUGGACUACACAUUCCUGCACUGAUGGUCACAAGCUAUUUAUAGCAAUGAGCUAUACAGCCCUUGCUGGGUCCUGGUAAGUACUUAAUCCUUCUCGCAAUCUCCAAAUUUAACAUUUUGGAAACUGCAACCUGGGAAAAAACUAAUUACAAUCUGCUAAUCCACUCUCCAAUACAUCCUACAGACUCUGACCAUGUUGUUUCAAGCACAGGAGAGUUACGUUUCUUAUGUAAAAUCCACCUGUGCUAUUGGAAGCCUGUGAUAUUUGUGUUGGGGACUAUUCCUGGGGACUUGCACUGUUAGCAAAGCACAAGUAUAAAUUCCACCAGUGCAAGAGAAGACCUAUUGGCCUUUAGCCUUCAAAAGGCAAAUAUUCUUGGGUUUUAAGAUGAUUCAUACCACAUACUUCUCUUGUUAUUUUGAGGUAGGAACUUUUAGAUAUAACUUUACUGAAAGAAGCAAAAAAGAAAUAAAACUUUAUAAGCAGAAGUCGUCGUUGCCAUUUGUGCAUCUGGAUGACGCAGAAUAUGACCUGUUAUCUAAAGGUUGGUUUUCCUUCUGAUUAACAUAUCACACCUGAGUAUUGGCUUAUCUUGCAAUGGAAGUGUAUACAGUUUUCAUUCUACAGAACAUUCAUUUUGUAUCAAUGUUUACAGUUGGAAAGGCUUUGAUGCGUGUGUAUGUAAUUGGUCGGAGCAUGUGGUCCAGUUUUUAUGUUCUCAGUUUCGAGUAUAAUCUAAAGUAUCCUUUUUCCUAUUGCUUGAUAAACCUAGCUAACUCUGUUCUCCUAUGGCUUUAAAUAAUUGCUUUAAAGGAUCGUUAUAGGGUCAGGAACACAAACAUGUAUUUCUGACCCUAAAGUGUUUAAACCACCAUCUAGCCCCCUUGGGUCCCUCAUGCCUCCAUAAAUAUAGUAAAAUCUUAUUGUAUUCAAGCCUGAAGCUGUAACUCUGCAUGCUGUUUGCCUCAGAAAAGCAAGCUGUCUGCUGAUAUCAGAAGUGGUGGCCUGAUCCAAUCACAAUGCUUCCCCAUAGGAUUGGCUGAGACUGACAGAGGCAGAGCCAGUAUGAUUUCAAACACAGCCCUGGCCAAUCAGCAUCUUCUCAUAGAGAUGAAUUGAAUCAAUGCAUCUCUAUGAGGAAAGUUCAGUGUCUGCAUGCAGAGGGAGGAGAUACUGAAUGUUUGGAUGCAUUUUAGGCAGCCAUGACCCAGGAAGGAUCUCUAACAGCUAUUUGAGGAGUGGCCAGUGAAGUUACCACUAGGCUGUAAUCAUAGGCGUGCGCAGCCUGUUGCAUUAGGGUGUGCACCCUAAAGCACAAACACGCUGCGUGUAUGUUUGUGUGUGUGUAUGUAUGUAUGUGUAUAUAUAUACACACACACAUACACAAAUCUACAUAGGUGUGUGUGUGUAAUUGUGAAUGUAUAGUGUUGUGUAACUGUGAGGGGUGUUGUGUAACUGUGAGGGGUGUUGUGUAACUGUGAGGGGUGUUGUGUAACUGUGAGGGGUGUUGUGUAACUGUGAGGGGUGUUGUGUAACUGAGGGGUGCGGUGCGGUGUAACUGUGAGGGGUGCGGUGCGGUGUAACUGUGAGGGGUGCGGUGUAACUGUGAGGGGUGCGGUGCGGUGUAACUGUGAGGGGUGCGGUGCGGUGUAACUGUGAGGGGUGCGGUGCGCUUUAACUGUGAGGGGUGCGGUGCGCUUUAACUGUGAGUGGUGCGGUGCGGUGUAACUGUGAGGGGUGCGGUGUAACUGUGAGGGGUGCGGUGCGGUGUAACUGAGGCAAGCAGUGUGUGUGGCAUAGUGUGUAUGAUUGUGAGGGGUGCACUGUGUGGGCGACAGGAGGUAGUGGGGGUAGACGGUUAGUGACGGGUUAGGGGGGUAGAGGGGCAAUGGCAGGGGGUAGAGGGGCAGGGGGCAGUGAGUGACAGGGGGUAAUAAGGAGGUUUAAAUACCUUUCCUGGUGGUCCAGUGGGUGCCCUCUCUCUUCAGUCUGCAGCUCCGCCGGGCAACGCUCUGACAGGCUGGAGAUAGCGGCGGAGCUGCAGAAUGAGGCUGGAUCUCGUGCACAGCAGACUGACAGGAGGGGCCUCACACCCGGCGGCGUUGUGGGCAAGCCGCCGGGUCAUCGGUCAUAGACCAAGGACCCGACAUGUUGGUCUGCACUAAGGCAGUGCGGCACGGAGGUGUGAUUAGGGUGUGCCCCGGCACACCCUGUGCGCAUGCCUAUGGCUGUAAUGUAAACACUGCAUUUUCUCUGAAUAGACCGUGUUUACAGCAAAAGGCCUGAAGGUAAUGAUUCUACUCACCAGAACAAAUUCAAUAAGCUGUAGUUGUUCUGGUGACUAUAGGGUCCCUUUGAAUGUAUUGGAGACCUCCCUUAUUGUCUGUCAGUAAGGGCAGCCAUAUUAAUAACUUGCUUUGCAUAAUUAUUCCUUCCAAAUAUUUGACUUCUUCCUAUUGGAAGCCGCUUGGCUCUGCCAGCCUAGGAGUUUUAAGUGAAGGCUGUAAGUAUAGGGCUAUAAUUGGUUAUAGAUAUUUUGGAACAUACAGUAUAGUGGUCAGUAUUUUUCUUCAAGGUAAUAGUUCUGGGAAUAUAGUACUAACAGAUAAUGUUUAAAUCAGAGUGUUGUGAAGAGGUGAGCAGCAAGUAUCAACAGAACAUACAUUGAGGUAGAGAUGAAGUAACAUAUACAUUGAGGUAGAGAUGAUUCUCAGAGGCCUGUAUUACAUUCCCGAGUGCAGGAAUAGCAUGCCGUAAAGCCUAGUUGUAUCUAAAGAAAACAAGCUAAAUCUGGUUAUUUAGUACGGAUUGGGAGUUGGGGAUCUUAAUACUGUAGUUAACUGUGUUCUUUUUUGUUCCAGUAGCCGAAUUGAGCUGGGAGAUGUGACGCCACAUAACAUAAAGCAACUGAAGCGGUUAAAUCAAGUGAUUUUCCCAGUGAGCUAUAAUGACAAGUUCUACAAAGACGUGUUGGAGGUUGGGGAGCUCGCCAAACUCGGUAAGGGGUUCAAAUGCCGUAUCAUAGUUACAUAGCUGAAAAGAGACUUGCGUCCAUCAACUGAUUUUGCAACAAACUAUGAAAAAAAUUGAUUGAGCUUUGCUUAUUUAUGAAGUGGCAAAAGUGGAGCAAUCACACUGGAAACCAGACAACCUUUUAAUAUUUCCCCCCCAUAAUCAUUGUAGAGAAGCUCCAUAGUUUCAGCGUUAAAAAUUCCAAGGUGUGCUUUCGAACAUUUCAUUACAAUACAAGAGCAAAUUGAUGAAUCUUUUUCUUACUCCUUCCUCGUGUUUUUCAAAUAGGACAUAAAGUAAUAGAGUGAGAUUCCUUUUAAACUUUUUAUUAUGAUUGUUCUAAUUAAAGGACCACUAUAGGCACCCAGACCACUUCAGCUUAAUGAAGUGGUCUGGGUGCCAGGUCCAGCCAGGAUUAGCCCUUUUUUCUAUAAACAGCAGUUUCAGAGAAACUGCUGUGUUUAUAUUAGGGUUAAUCCAGCCUCAGUGAGAAGACGCCAGCGUCCAUAGGAAAGCAUUGUGAAUGCUUUCCUAUGAGACUGGCUGCGUGCGUGGCUCUUGCUGCGCAUGCGCAUUCAGCCGAGGAGGAGGAGAGCUCCCUGCCUGACGCUGGAGAAAGAGAUAAGUUUAACCCCUUCCUCCCCCUAGAGCUUGGCAGGAGGGGGACCCUGAGGGUGGAGGCACCCUCAGGGCACUAUAGUGCCAGGAAAACAAGUGUUUUCCUGGCACUGUAGUGGUCAUUUAAACACUCCAGGUACCAUAACCUCUAAAUGGUUCAACUUCUUAUCCUGAAAUGGUGCCAAUACUUAAAUACUUGCCAAAUAUUUCCCCUUCACUCUUCAGAAGCCCAUAUAAGCAAUGUAUUUCUCAUCUACACUUUUCCACAGAGGGUUAAUUUAUUUGCACUUUAUCCUUGUAAACUGUAGUAAACAAAGUUGAAAACUUUUAUAGAAAUCUCCCUUUGUUUAGAGAAUUUCUGAAAUUGCAAGCUUAUCCUUUUACAGCCAACUGACAUUGCUUUUCUAUUCCAUGCAGCCAACAUAAACCGCUAUUAUUUUGUUAGAAUCUCAAGAAUAUCCAUUUUAGAAUGUUACUGUUUUCCGUUCGAGUGUUUUACACAGUACUCUUCAUUUUGCACCCGAUUUCACUCUUGUUAAUCAUACCCAGAGGAUUUUACUCACAAAAUAUGCUAAGUUUGUCUCUUCUCCCUUCAGCAUAUUUCAAUGACAUUGCAGUGGGUGCUGUGUGCUGUAGAGUGGACCAUUCUCAAAAUCAGAAGCGGCUUUACAUCAUGACGCUAGGGUGUUUGGCACCGUACCGUAGACUGGGAAUAGGUAAGUGUUGCACUUCAUGCCUUGCAUUCCAAAAAGACAUUUCAAAACAGACAUAACUGCUUCAGCACAGAUAUUCCUGGCAUAGUGUGAAAAAUCUCUGGAGAACAAAUUUCAUACUGGCAAAUGCAGGUGCAUAAAGAUUGCUGUCUGAAAAGCGGAAAGGGAUUUCUUCAAUAAUAUAAAUAUACAUAAAUUAAAAAAAUGAGAUGGUGCAACACAAAGAUUUAGAUUAAGGUUAACAAAAAAGUUAACAAAAAAGUUAGUAUUCCUUCAACAUAAUGUAUAAUUGUAUGUAGCAGAAAGUUAUACAUUUCCAUAUAAGUUAAAGGGACUCUCUAGGCAGAGUAGUUUACUCACCUGAUUCCAGCACCGGGAGCCUCAUGAAGCUGCGUCAAAAUGACGAAAUAGGCAGGCGCGAGCAGGGAGCAAUCAGACGCUUCCAUUUGGAACAUGCGCGUGUGCACAUACUUCAUAGGGUGGCAUUCAUGCUGCCCUCUGAAGUCCUGGGCGCACUACCGCGCAUGCCCGCGGUGUGCGCGAGCUGAGGUGACUGAUAGCUCAGCUCGCGGUCUUUGCCCGCCCCCUCUCCUCUGCUGACAGGCAGAAGAGAGAAGGGGCGCGCACACAGUAUCUUAAUACGUCUGACGUGUACAAGGCCCUUUUAGGGCCCUACAUGAUAGGAAGUCCCUCUGGUGGCUGUCUGAGUGACAGCCACUGGAGGUAUUCCUUUCAAUCAAUGUAAACACUGUAUUUUCUCUGAAAAUACAGUGUUUACAUUAGAUUGCCUGCAGGGAGCUAUAGAUCUCACCUGAACAAAUACAUUAAGCUGUAGUUGUUCAGGUGACUAUAGUGUCCCUUUACUGAAAACCGGUCAUUACAGUUUUAUUUGAAUUGGACCUUUCUCUCCCUGCCCCAAGGAAAUAAUAUAUCAUUACACUGAGGUAGAUUGUAUAUUCACUUUACAUUUUAGAUGUUAACACUGCUAUCUCUCUUGGCUCCACUGCCACCAUGAACGCAGUUCUGUGGUUGUAACACUCACUUCAGAUUCCACCUGUGUCUCACCCUCAGAUUGCAUUGCCCUGCUUGGCAACAGCUCUCCAAGUAGGGUAAUUGUUCCUCAUGAAUAGAGUGACAUCAGUCACUUCGUUCCUUUACUCCGAAUCAACUCAAGAAGCAAUGACUAGGAAGUAAGCACAGAUCGUGUGCUGUAGUUGCUGUUCUGGGAGUAGAUGUUUACUCUCUUGCUAUCCUCUCUCAGUUCUUCGUCAGAGGUCUAUAGUGACAACAUAUUCUGCAUUGCUGUACAAUAGAUAAACAAGAUAAACAUAUUUGUCAUAUGGGAACUGUAGGUGAAAGGGCACUUCCCAAACAAGCAUACCGUUUAAAUGGGGAUCUAUGUUUAAAUAGAUUUGUGUGUCAAUCUGUAUGUUGAACAGCACAAUGUUUAGAUGGAAUUUAUCUUUACAUUGUUAUUAUUUAUAUCUUCACAUUAUUACAUUAUUUUGGGAAGCCCACAGCACUGUUCCUUUUAUGUCCCAUAGUGCUAUGCUCGCUCACCCGUGAACCUGAGCACAUUGUUUGGAUUUAUUUGAAUGCUGCUCUUAUCAACAGACUUGUUUGGGUGGACAGUUUGUCUUCAGCACAUUUUAUUUUGGGAGCGAAGUUAAGAAUUGCCUACAUUUAACUUAUUUUUAUAUUUACAGGAACAAAAAUGUUGAACCACGUUUUAAACAUUUGCGAAAAAGAUGGCACCUUUGACAACAUUUAUUUGUAAGUCUCUUGUUACACAUCAUUUCAAAUUAUUUAUACAGUAGCAACAUUCUGCAGCACUGUACAGUAGAUAAUACAAACUUUAAUUUUAACAAAACACAUGACCUGGUGAACAGUAGGUAAAGAGGUUCCUAAAUCAAUGCACACAAUGUAAAGUUAAUGGAUUCCACUUUCAAAUUGUUUCACAAGCCAAUGAAUUAUUUUACUUAAAAAUAGUUCACUAAGGCAUUUCUUGCUUAAAAUGAUUUUUUUAUUAGGAUGUCUGUUUAUUUACAAAUCCCAAUCAAUUUAGUUGUACUUUGGUACAUAUGCAUAGACGAUCAUCAAUUUAAGACAUUGUAAAUUAAAACCUGACACAAGACAUUCCAGUUUCUUUUACUUUUGUAAAACCUUUAACAAUUUAAAAAUAAAAAAUAGCAGUGUUCUAACCCAGAGGUUCUCAAUCUGUGUGCCCCGGCGCCCUGGGGCGAUGCGAUGGGAACUCGUGAGCCGUACUCUCCUCUACCGGGUCAGCGGGAUUGGAGGGGAGAUCAGAGAUCUCCCUCUCCGGCCUGCUUGCACUUUGCUGACAGCUGGCAGGAGAGGGAGGGAGAGAGAACCCGGGGGAGCUGUAAACUGCAGCUCCGCCAAGUGCUCCUCAUGCGAGCUCAGAGCGUUGCCGUGGUUACCAUGGCAACGCUCUGAAUCUCGCGAGAUUGAUCUCUAGCAGCUUCUGAGGCUUCUAGAGUUCACUCUCACCACCAGGGCUUCCCCACUAGGACCACCAGGGAUCAUUACUGUCCACCCUCCUAGGUAAAGGUAAGCAGGGAGGGGGGACAUCAUUUUUAUUUUUAAUAAAAAAAAAGUCUACAUUGUGUCCCCCCCCCAUACCCACACACACACUGUCCCCUCCCCCACACGCACACACACACUGUCCCCUCCCCCACACGCACACUCUCACACACACACACACACACACGCUGCAGCGCUGUACAUAUAUACAACCUAGAAAAUUGUUUCGACUUGGGUUGCCUUGGAAAAAUAUUGAAAUAUUAAGGGCGUCUUGAACCUAAAAUGUUUGGGAACCACUGUUCUAACCAAUGACUCACUAUGUGACUGUUAGUCGGAGUCCAAGUAAUAGUACGUAGAGAUUGGCUAGCUGUUUGUGAGUCUCAAAUUAAGCGAGAGGCUGAAACCUGCUCACAUAAUAUAAUAUGUUUGAAUCUUUCUCAGGAUAAUGAGCUUCAUAUUUUUAUUUUAUUUUGGGUCCAAAAUGAAUGAUUCACAGUUUUUUCCUUUUUUUGUUUGUCGAAUCCUGCAUAUUUUCAGCACUUGGUUUUCUAAACUAUAUUCCACAGCUUUAAACUGGGAAUUGUUUCCAUGUGAUGUAUUUAUUGACAUUUACUUGGCAGUCAGCGAUGCCUCUUCAGCCACUAGCUCUAGCUGGAACUAUAGAGAAAGGCAUGUACUGCUGAUGUAUAAUCCAAAAAUAAACUUAUGUUCUUCCCCUUUGCUUGUAACAUUAUUUUUGGUACUUUUCCCCCACCCACUUUUUUUCUUUAAAUCGAAUUAGACACAGUUACCCGUAAUCACAUAUUCUGAGGUUCUUCUGUCCCAUGUAAUGAUGUUAAACAUUUUCGUAAAUACUGCUACACAAAGUGUGUCAUGAUCUUUCUCAUAAAGCAAACCUUUAAGGAUUACAUUAAUGGUGUCCAUGCCUUUUGUAAUUUCUACAAACCAACAUAUAACACAAAUAUUUUAGUUAACUUUGCAAAUGGCAGUCAGGAGGUGAAAUACCCAAUAAUCCCUGCUGGCAGUGCAAAGGGUUGUAUCCUCAUAAUAAAAUGGUGUCACUCGCAUGUUGUGUAGAAUUUCUGAACCCAGGAUCCAAUAAUUGCUAAUCUACACGUUAAAUCCCACACAGAGCUUGUAACAGAGUUGUCUAGAUGUAGAUUAUUUACACACGUGCAUGCAACAAGAAGUGCAAAAUAUUUAGUUUGUGUGUUCAGAUAGUUAAAACAUUGUACCAAUAAUGUGCAAGGUGAUCGAAUGUGCCAGAUAAUCAGAGUACUGAAUGAAUAGACUGAUUACAAUGUGUAGGAUAGUCACCGAGCUCUCAUUGUGCAGGUUGAUUAGAUAUGGGAAUAGUCACAAUGCUGUGAGUGGGGGUGAUUAGAAUGGGGAAUUGUCACAGCGCUCUGAGUGGAUGGGGUGGACUAGAAUGGUGGAUAGUCUCAGAACUCUGAGCUGGUGCGGUGCUUAGAAUGCGGAACGGUCACAGCACUGAGUAUGUGGAGGGAUUAGACAUGGGAAUAGUCACCAUGCUCUGAAUGGAUGGGGGAUAGUCACAUCUCUUUCACUGAGUGGAGUGGUUAGAAUGGAAGGUGCGGGUAGUCACAGCUCUUUAACUUGGGGCGAAGGUAGUCACAGCUCUUUCACUGGGUGGAGUGGUUAGAGUGGGGGGGGAGUCACAGCACAAUGACUAGGUGCGGUGGUCUCAACUCUUUCACUGGGUGGGGGGUAGCCACAGCACACUGACUAGGUGGGGUGGUUAGAAUUAGGGGGGAUAGAAACAGUGCUUUGAAUCUGUGAGGUAAAAUUGUUUUUAAAAAAAAAAGUGUACUGUAUUAUUGUACAUAUCUAGCUACAACUCCUAUAGUAAUGAGCCUGAGUAAUAAGCUAGUUUUGAGCAGGGUCAUCAAUAACAUCUUUGAAUGUUAAAGCCCAUUAAAGGACCACUAUAGUACCAGGAAAACAUACUCAUUUUCCUGGCACUAUAGUGCCCUCAGGGUCCCCCUCCCGCCUGGCUCUGGGGGGAGGAAGGGGUUAAACUUACCUCUUUCUCCAGCGCUGGGCGGGGAGCUCUCCUCCUCCUCCUUGGCUGAAUGAGCAUGCAUGGCAGGAGCUGCGCGCGCAUUCAGCCAGUCUCAUAGGAAAGCAUUCACAAUGCUUUCUUAUGGACGCUGGCGUCUUCUCACUGAUUUUCACAGUGAGAAGCACGCAAGCGCCGCUAGCGGCUGUCAAUGAGACAGCCACUAGAGGCUGGAUUAACCCUAAUAUAAACAUAGCAGUUUCUCUGAAACUGCUAUGUUUAUAGAAAAAAGGGUUAAUCCUGGCUGGACCUGGCACCCAGACCACUUCAUUAAGCUGAAGUGGUCAGGGUGCCUAUAGUGGUCUUUUAACAUCGUUUGUAGGUAAUUAAUUUCCGAUAUUUCACUAAAACCUACAGCAACAUAAAGGGUGUUGUGCUUACAUCUGUUUGUAGUUGUUAAAGAUCUUCCUGUAUGGGCAUGGUAGUGCAUUGUAAAUGUUAUUUUACUGUGUCUCUGAAAAUGCUCAUAGUACAUUAAAUGCUUGUUCUGUAUGUAAGAAUUUAUAGAUUGACAAAUGCUUGCUGAGUUUAGCAGACAGUGUGAUUUUUAUUUAUUUGUCAAACUGGCUGCUAAACUAAGGGUUCUAAAUGAAAUAAAAUCCGGACCAGCAUUUUAUUUUUAUGGUGAAUAUCUGUAAGCUUGGUAGUUUAAUUUUAAAAUAUAUAGCAUCUAGGAUUUUCUAAAUUUUUUCCCCCCCUAAUACUAAGACAAGACUAUAACAUUCGUUUCCUAUUUAUUACCCAGGCAUGUCCAGAUCAGUAACGAAUCUGCCAUAGACUUCUACAGAAAAUUUGGCUUUGAGAUCAUUGAAACAAAGAAAAACUAUUACAAGAGGAUAGAGCCAGCUGAUGCCCACGUGCUUCAAAAAAACCUGAAACCCUCGUCCCCUGGCCAGAACGCAGACUCGCAAAACUGAUUGGACAUCCAUGGACGCGUUUCUUGCACUCGCUUGUCGCCAAAUAUGGAAAGAGACCCACUGAGUUUUAAUCCUACCGUACACUUCUAUCUCUUCUUCCUUCUCCACUACAAAAAUAAUAAAAAAAAAAAAUUAAUGCUUCUUCCAAGAGCUGUACAAUCUGUCACACACACAAUAUUUUGUUUGUUUGAACUCAGAGAUGUUUUUCCCAUUUGUGGAGAUCAUACUGACAGGGAAGAAUGGAUUUAUUUUGGCUUUUCUCAGCACUUUUUCCCUCUUUUGUUUGGGAGUGAGUUAAUUCUGUCAGUCUGGAAUAGUCUUUAAAUAAAAUCUAAUUUCUUUUUAGCAUUCUCUUUCAAACCUCAUUGUUUUUCUCUUUUCUUUAUCAUUUAUUAUUAUUUUUUAUUUUUAUUUAUUUUUACAAAAAUUGUCUUAAACUUCACAGUGUGACUUUUUAAUCUAAUUAUGUUACUAAAGGUAUAAUGGUUAUAGUGAUCGGGACUAAAUGGAAACAUAUACAGCAUCUAGUGCAUCUUUGUAAAGCAUGCUCCAUGGUGAUCUAUGUCAUAGCGACUCUUAACGGAUUCCGUUAUAUUACUGGAUAACAAUUUGUUUUUACAUAUAGUCAUUGGCUCAAUCGACAGCUUGUAGUUAGAGAUCCUUCUCUGAGACAAUGCUGAAUAAUCAGAAAUCUCCCCAUGUGUUUAUAUCAGUUUAAGAGAAAAGUAAACUGGUUCUAAUAUGCACAAAAUCAUCAAUAUAUAUCUUACUAAUGUAGAGUGUUUGGGUGACUGUACAGCAAAGUGUUUCAAUACAAUGAGGUCUGAGAUUAGUUGAAUACCAAUGCAGUGUUUCGUCUGUCAUGGUGGGGGUGCUAUCAGUUGUGUCUGGGAGCAUGUUUAUCUUGAAUUUAAAAUGCACUUCUGUUUUUAAUGUAUCUUAAAACCAGACUCUUAAACCAAUCAGUGUGGUCUUUCAUAUCCAAAGGGGUAGAAUAUUGUUUGUGGUGUUGGAGUAAUGUAAAUUGGUCAAGCUUAAUAAAAAAAAUAUAUAUAUAAUAAUAAUAAAAACAAAGUUGUACAUUUUCACUAGGAAUUCAGUGCAAAUAGAUCUUUAUGAAACAACUUUAAAAAAUGUUGCCAGUCCUGUUUUAAUGUCCUGUCUGUUAUAAUGGUAGUGCUGUCACCCAGUUGAAGCCUUAGAAGGGAUUGUUUGGAUGAAAGGGUGUCCGCUUAGAUAUACAUUGAUUAGAGUAAAAUAUUAUGUAUGACAUUUGGGUAUGAUUCUGUCCUAAUUUGUGUGCACUACGUCUGGGGUUGCCAAAUCCACGAUCUCUUCUUGAUUACACGUCCGUUCUACAUGUUUCUGGGUUGCUCAUGACAAUGUUGACCUGUAGUGAGUAGCUGUCAUAUAGUUCAUUUUGGGGUUCUUCUGUCAGAUGUUCUGACCCAUCACUGUCUAAUGCAAUGAAUUCCUCCUGCAUCAUAUGAAUUAUGCCUGUUCCUGGGCAAUUUUUAAAUACUUUGUCAGCAACUCAAGCAAGUACUAGUGAGGCUGUUAUGUUUGCCAUAAAUGUAAUUUAUCACGUUUGUGGCACAACUUUAUUUUGGGCUUGUUUUAAAAAGGUUAUAUUUUAGAUCAGGGCCGAC
Messenger RNA from Pelobates cultripes (western spadefoot toad), 27564 nucleotides. NCBI's taxonomy places the organism in Eukaryota, Metazoa, Chordata, Amphibia, Anura, Pelobatidae. The record is from the annotation of a GenBank genome assembly.